AGUAGUGUGCUGCUGCUGUGCCGCAGUCUCGUGUGCAGUCGGUGCUGGCUUUUCGUUCUUCGAUGCUACUCUCUACAUGUACUCUCUCUGUCUCUGUCUCUGUCUCUCUCUCUCUCGCUCUCUCACACGUUGACUCGCACUACUUGCGGCAGAUGUGCGUGUAGUUUGCUAUAGGUGCGCGCAAGUGGGAGAGUGUGCAAGUGAUGAUUGACUAACGUUUUAUCUCGCUAUUCGCGCGCGUGUGCCGCUGCGCGAACAGUGUUUUCACUUUUUCUGUUGUGUUUUAUUAGUGUUCAUGUACAUAUGUCCUUUUACCCGCGAUAGUAGUGAGAUGUCGUAAGCAAACGUGAGCCGAUAGAAAAACGAUGGCCUGCCGACUCGGCAGGCUACUACUACUAGUGUUUUUUACGCUGUCCUCUAUUGCAGGUAUCGAGGCUCUACGUAUGACUGCUCUGAAGAUCCCGAGGCACGUAGUGCAGAAUCAAACGAUUCGUAUGGAGUGCAAUUUCAACCUGGACCGAGAAACUCUUUACUCGGUUAAGUGGUAUAAGGAUGGACACGAAUUCUAUCGCUACGUGCCUAAAGAACAUCCGUCCGUAUAUGUUUUUGCUUUACCAGGCGUCAACGUCGAUGUAACAAGCUCAACCGAAAGAUCCGUAGUACUAAACCGCGUCAAUCACAAUAGUACUGGUCGAUACAGAUGUGAAGUAUCAGCUGAAGCGCCCUUCUUUCACACAGUUUCCAAUCACGCCGAUAUGGGUGUCGUUGUACUACCGGAACGAGGACCUACAAUUAGUGGAGUCAAGUCGAAAUAUCACGUAGGUGAUACAGUUCGCGCGAACUGUACAUCCGCUCCGUCGAAACCGCCUGCUCAACUGAUGUGGUAUGUCAACGAAGAAACGGUGGAAGCCAAAUAUCUACACGGACCGCGCAAGCUGAGUGUAGAUUCCAACAAUUUGGUGACUAUACAGCUGAGCCUAGAGUUUCAAGCGCGAUCUAGGCAUUUUCGUGACGGGGACAUGAGGCUCAAGUGUCUAGCAACGAUUUCAGCGUUGUACCAGAGCAGCGACGAACACCGAGUCCUCGGGGACGAGCGUUUCCUCAAGCAGCCGAUGGAAAGCCGCGAAACUCGAGCGCAAAGCCACACAAGAAACGAGCUUUCUCGAGGAAUCCAGGCACGUUCAGCGACGUCGGCGACGAUUUUAAGUACUUUGUCGAUAUUUGCCGUCAGCCACUUAAGGCGAUAAUACUAGGAGAGUAAAGUAGAUGAAGAAGAACCAAAGUGAACGCGUGAACGUCGUCAGCAGCAGUGUGUAUGUACUCUACAUGGAUGAUUAGGACGUAGCACUUGCGUAUAAAUAAGACGAGGUGUACGUAUAUAUGGCUACUAGCGCAGAAUAUAAAGUGAGGAUUCGACGAGAUCUUGCGCUUUCUGCUGCUACUGCUUCUGUUCUUCCACGUUCGUUUUGACGCUCACGUCUAUUUUCUCGCUAGAGACUUUUGAUUAUUUCUCUCUCUCUCUCUCUCUCUCUCUCUCUUUUCUCUUUCUCUAGUUGCUCAAGUUUGACGUUCUACAACAAGCGAAUGUUCUUUUCUUACUCGUCGACUAAGGAUAAAAAGAAAGGUAUGAUGCUGUCCUCGCACUGUAUAUCUAUUUUGCUCGUGAGUGUGAGCAAAAAAUUUUUAUCCUGCUGGCGGGAUGAGUUCAAAUUAUACAUUCACAUUUUUAUUAUUUUUACUUUUUUUUUAUCCUGUAAAUCGUUCAAUAUUCCUAUCAAAUAUUCUCUCUUUUAAUGUACAUAUUAAAAACUACUGCAUAUCUAUCAUAUUCAAGUGUUCUACUUUUUUACUGGCAUGAAUCUCUUGACAUAUUAAUAGUAAAGAAUAUUCUUAAAUAUAGCCAAUUAAAUAAUCGGUUGAAGAUAAGUUUACUCGCUGAUUCGCUUACUUUUAGUUCAUAGUUACGCACUCACUUGAAAAAUAUUUCGGAGAAACCGUACGAAAAGUCAUAGUCGAGAUGAAGUGCACAUUGUCGAGAGCAGCAAAAUUAAUACCUAAUCUUUUCUUCCUACUAUUCGAAAUUCAAUAGCUUUCAUUGGAUAAACGCAUUUCGCCUAAACUAUCGUAUGUUCAUAUAUCAUUUUAAGUCAUCACGAAAACUUUCAGUAAUCACUUGCUCAGAAAUAACGUGAUAAGUCCUCGCUUUGUACAGCUCAUGUAAUUUUAUUAUUAUUUCCUGAAAAUAAAUUAGAAAAGUUUAAGAAUACAACUUAAUUUUUACAUCACUCUUUAAUCUAGAUAUUAUUUCAGAAAUAAAUAUAUUUAAAAAAAAAGUGAAUUUUUUAUAUGAAAACGGUGAUACAAAAAAAUAUACUUUCAUUAUUUUUCCAAAUUAAUCAUACCGAUAAAAUAUUAGCAACAGUGAAUAUCAAACGAAAACUCAGCAAGUAAUAUUUUACAAGAAUCUGAGACAGUCAAGCACUAAUCAUUGUAUCUUAUCGCACUUGAGUCUACAAGUGGAAGCUUUCUCGAAUAUCUCAUUCCAUGUAGCUACAUUUUUACCUGUGUUUAGGCUUCUACUUAACCAAAAAUACAACAUUUAUAUCAAUAUAAGCCAAAUUCCCAUGAAAACGCGAUGCAUGCAUAUGACUAAAGAGAUUCUAGAAUAUUUUAUGUCGAAGGAAUUAAAUGUGUACUUGUCAAUUUCAUAAAUAUAAAGCUCAAUUCAAAAGUUUUUCUUUUUUAGACAAUUGAAUUGCCUCCGAAUUGGCUUAUCGAAUUGAAUCAUCACCACAUUCUACUACUAACAAUUUUUGAGUCGGUAUUUUUCAUGCAUAGUCAUGAAGUCAAGAACUAUCAACUCAUAUAAAUUAAAUACACAGCGUGAAAAAAAAAAUUCACGUGAUUUUUGAGCAUAUUUCAAUGUUGUUGACAUAAAAAAAUUGCUAAGUUAUUCAGUUCUUCAGUUCUAUGAUCUGCGUCAUAUUAUGACGUCCAAAAGUUUUUGAUGUAAGUUAAUUUAUCCAUAAUCAAUUUAACAAGUCGAUUCAUUAAUGUGUAGACAGAAUCAGUAUUAAACAAAGUGUUCAUUAACUUUUCAUUCUAAAUAAUUAUCGCAGCAAUUUUUGUUAUUUAUUUUUUUAUAGAAACAAGUUAUUAUAAAAUGCAUCAAACAAAUAUUAAAUGCUGUUCGUUUAUAUAUCUAUUACAGCUUUUGCUAGCAUUCCUUUUUACCAUUUGUCAUUUAAUUUUAACUUAAUUUAUUACUGUGAUAUGACAGAAGACUGUUACUUUCCAACCGCAUAUUGGUUUGUAGAAAGUAUGGCUUCAACUAAAAGUAUUUCAAAAUUAAUUACUGUAAAGUUUUCAAUAUUCUACUGAAAUACCUAUAUUGCUUUAAAGUAUAUUAUUGUGUGACAUUUAUGUUUAUGCAAGUGGUCGGAAUAAGUGGUUAACAACGAUAUUAAUCGUCAUUGAAUCAAAUACCUUGCCGAGUGAACUAGCACAUAUGUGUAAUGUAAAAUAAAAAGAGAACAUUAUUUUAAAUAUUUAGUUAGCAAACUCGCCCGCGAUACCAAUCACUGGAUGACACUACAGAGCUAUGCUAACUAAAUGAGUCGAAGGAUGGAUCAGGAAGAAUACUUUAUCACAAUUGCUUGUCGCUCAUAACCAAGCUUGGGUUGGCGCUUUUGUGAGAUAUUCCAAAAUUUAGAAGGCAAUAUAUACUAAACGUCAAAACAUAAAAAUUGGCGAAAGAAAAUAAGCAAUAGUCCUUCCAACGUAACGUUAAUUUCAACAGUGUCCAAGAGAGAAAGAAAGAGAAAGAGAGAGAGAGGGGGGAAGAGAUAGAGAGAUGAACAAGUAUAAGGCCGGAACAUAAAUAGAAUUGAUAAAUAAAAAACGCUGAUAACACAAAUACACAUAUUCUAAGCACUAAUAAUAUGCAGAUACAAUCAAUGGUUCUUAGCGAAAAUCAAUUCUCAAAACGAAAAAUGACAGUCACAUAUUCCCGUUGAAAUAACAUCGUAUACGACAAUAUUUAGGACAUUUAUGAAUGUUUAGAGAACGUAGAAACAAAAAACCCAAAUUUUUACGUUAUAUCAUAUACGCGUCUGCAUGUAGCUGCAUCUCAAAUAUUGAGUGGACGAUGUGACUGUUCGACUUCACUUCAGAUUAGCUGACAGAGGGAGUCCGAUUACCCGUAAAUACGAUAGAUUUUCAUGUAAUACUAACUUAAGCCUUGAUUUAAAUAAAGGGACUUUAUUAUAUAGAGACUGCUUUCUGGAAUACCUCUCGAAAGCAUAAUACCCAAUCCCCAGCUCGGUGACGAGCGACGGCGACCGCGGUGAAGUCUUCUUCAUCGAUCCAUCCUUCGACUCAUUUGAUUAGCAUAGCUCUGAAGUAUCGUCCAGUGAUGGAUAUCAUGAGCGGACUAAAUAUUAAUAAUUGAUCUCCCUCUCUCUACACCAAUUACGUAGAUGUUCUAGUUAUUUCGGUAAGACGUUAGAGUUAAUGACGACUAAUGUAAUUGUUAACCACUUGUUUCGAUAUUUAUGAAAUUCACGUUAUGAUACUAUCCAUUCCUUCUUAUAUUUAAAUGAAAGUAAUAACGUCACGAACAUAAAUGUCACAAUUGAAUAGUAAUGUUCUAGAAACAAGGGACUAGAUAAAAAUAUAUUCAUAUCACCUAUGGAAUCUGAAUAAUUUUUCAGUCUUUAAAUAAACAUUGUACAUAUGUAAAUAUUAAUAAUUAUUUCAAAACUGACAUAUUUAGCAAAAUGUAAAAGUACAUAUUGAAAAAUAUUAUGAAAUGAUAUAUAUUCUAAAUGUACAUGACUGACACUUAAUUGAAAUACUUCGUUGAAGAAUUUUUAUUUGAUUAUUUCUAUAACGAAUGUACAUAGCAUAUAUAAAACAAUUUUAUAAUUUUAUUAUAAUUUCUAUCUACCAAAUAUAAAAUUGGAAUAGAUUUAAAGAGCACUAAAAUGUAAGAGAACACAUUUAAAAUCUGUACAGGAAAGGUAAAAAAUAUAAAUAUAUUUUGAGAUGUUCCUAUUUCCAGAUAAUGAAGUUUCGAUUAAUUUCUCUUAUCCCUUCUUUACAAGACAAAUAAAUGAAAGAAAGUUAUUCUUUAUCAUACUUGAUCAUUUUGUGCAUAAAUAUGUAUUUUAUUUUGUUAUUCAUAAAAAAGAGUAAACUACGUACACUAUGUCUAGUACUUAUAAUUCAAUUUUCCGUUAACGACGGAUGAUCGUUUUUUGCCUUUUCACUACAGAGAUGUUUCUCAAUAUACGUUUGAAAAAGGGUGUCGAUUUGUGUAUGAUAUACAGUAACAAUUAUGUUUGAAGUCAAUCAUAAUACACACACACUUACACACAUAUACA
This is a messenger RNA of Phymastichus coffea, 5384 nucleotides long. RefSeq lists its product as uncharacterized. The transcript has 6 exons. The record is from RefSeq and is a predicted model, not a curated record. The coding region runs from base 366 to 1247 and encodes 293 amino acids. Lineage: Eukaryota; Metazoa; Arthropoda; Insecta; Hymenoptera; Eulophidae.